AUGCUAGUUGUCAAUCGGGUUCCCGGCAGCUUUGUUCCACGGCGGGUCCGCUGCUUGUCCACCACGGAACUCACAGCGAUGGCAUCGUUGGAUGGCUUUCAGGGCCACUUCGACAUGCUCUACGACCAUGAGCGGAAUGAGGCCUAUGCGGAAGCCAUUCGACGGGCUGUGGAGAGGAAGACGAGUUCAGAACGGUGGACUCCAUUGACCGCUGUGGAUAUAGGAAGUGGUGCGGGCCUAUUGGGUCUUCUUUGCUGGCAAACAGGCCGCUGUUCUCGUGUGGUGCUCAUCGAGGCCUGUCCACCCUUAGCCUCCGUGGCACGGGAGAACCUGCAGCGCAACGGGGCAGAGUCUUGCUGCAGAGUUUGGGAGGGUCAUUCCAACGAUCUUCUCCAUUCUUCUGCAACCUCUCAGGUUGAACCCUUCGACCUGUGUGUGUCAGAGCUCCUGGAUUCGGUGUUGAUCGGCGAAGGGGUGUUGGACUCCUUACGAAAAGCCUGGGCAUCGCCAUACUUGGCUCCAGGCAAGACCAUGCUGAUCCCGGAGCGUGCUCGGGUCAUGGGACGUCUCUUUCGGUCUGAUGCCAUCUAUCGGCGCCAUCGAGGAUGUGAGGAUCUGCCAGAGGAGAUGAAAUCGUGUCCAGGGCUUCAUGCAGCGGAGCAUUUGCACCUGUGGCCCUUCCUGCAUGCAGGCUCCGUGGCGCAGCGGUGUACGGCCAGCGCGGAGCGUCUGGUCCGCAGCCUAACCAAUCACCGUGCUCCACAUGCUCGUGCCAGCAUCGCGCUGCUGGGGUUAGGCUCGGCGCUCUUUGCUCGCUACCGACCUCGCUAUCUUCAGGGCCUGAACCGGUCUCGUGCUGGCUCGCGGACCAGGAGUGCUGCAACCCGUGUGGCAGAAUCUGUGGAGACCUUGGCCACUGCCGAGAUUGGCUGGAAAAGCCUGGCACAUGUCUACUGCAUGAACUUGGACCAUCGGAAAGAGCGAUGGGACUUUAUGCAACGGCAGUUUCUGCAGCUGAAGAUGCCUGUGGAACGCUUCAGUGCUGUGAACGGUCGGGAGCUGGAUGUGCCAGAGCUCGCCAUGAACGGGGUCAUUGCCAUGGAAGCUUUGCCUCGCUACUACCUGCCGGACGAACAGAAGCUGUUUGGCACCGACUUGACAGCAGGCGCCAUUGGCUGCGCGCUCUCACACAUGUUGAUCUGGCGCGACAUCGUGCGUCGAUGCGCCGAAGAUGGCAUUGACCCUCGUGCGCCUUUCUUGGUCAUCGAGGACGAUUGCCAAUUCGCCCCGGACUUCUCCGAGCAGCUGCUCUUGGAGCGCCUCUCGCACGUUCCUGAGGAUUGGGAGAUCGUCUACCUUGGUGGACAAGAUUUGCUUCGCAGGCAGCACUUGUACGAAGUUGGAAAAGGAGUUCGGCGACUUUACAAGGGUUUUCGAGAGACCACAGCCUACCUCAUCAAUGAUGCCGGGGCCAAGGCUUGCUUGGAGGUGAGCGUUCCGCUCUACUGGCAGAUCGACACCCACAUGAACGAUGAAUCCCUGCGCGAAGGACUGAAGCCUCCCUUGCCUGGUCAUCAGGACCAAACCAUGCAUCCCAGGGGCUACUUCCUGUGGCCAGGAAUCUGUGCACAGCAGCGGGAGGGCUUCCCCACUGAUGUGCAGAAGAUGGAGCAUGACUGA
Molecule: messenger RNA, 1680 nt
Organism: Durusdinium trenchii
Lineage: Eukaryota; Dinophyceae; Suessiales; Symbiodiniaceae
Source: the annotation of a GenBank genome assembly